This is a messenger RNA of Ostrinia nubilalis (European corn borer), 4056 nucleotides long. RefSeq lists its product as uncharacterized. The coding region runs from base 1979 to 3892 and encodes 637 amino acids. Gene Ontology annotation, biological process: DNA integration. Lineage: Eukaryota; Metazoa; Arthropoda; Insecta; Lepidoptera; Crambidae. Gene Ontology annotation, molecular function: nucleic acid binding; zinc ion binding. The transcript is spliced from 2 exons. The record is from RefSeq and is a predicted model, not a curated record.
CUGUAAUAUUUGUAUUAUAAGUAGGUAGUUCUGAAUAAUAAUGACAAGUAUAUUUUGUGAAUGUCUCUGUAAUACGAACCAGUUCAAAUAUAGAUUUGGAACACAACGGACGUCUCAUUCCACCUACCUUCUACAAGUCCUACACAGACACCGUACACUUUAUUGGCGAACGAGGUUGAUAAAAUCUACGCAAAACGAUGUCUUUCGGGAAGAUCAACGAGUUUAACGUGAGUGCGGGGAAUUGGUCACUGUACGUCGAGCGCCUGGAGAUGUACUUCAAGGUGAAUAAAGUGGAAACGGAAUUGUGGCUACCUACACUUAUUACGGCGAUCGGAGACGAAACGUACGAAGUGUUGAGCAGCUUAGCGAGUCCUAAGAAGCCAGCGGAGCUCACCUAUAAAUCGGCGGUCACAAUGCUACAAGAUCAUUUGCAACCGAAACCCUCCGUUAUGGCCGAACGAUAUCGUUUUCGACAAAGAAGACAGCGGGAGGGCGAGUCAAUUGCAACGUACAUAACAGAAUUGAAGAAAUUGUCAAAAUUGUGUGAUUUUGGAGCCAACUUAGAAGACAGUUUACGUGACCAACUUGUUUGUGGGGUAGUCAGUGACGUCAUACGGCAAAGACUGUUUGCGGAAGAUAAUUUGAACUAUACGAGUGCAGUUAAGUUGGCGUGUGCGUUGGAAGCGGCGGAACGUAACGCGGCAGUAGUAGAUGUGUCAUCAUCGGGAACUACGGGAAGCGCGGCCGCGGUACACGCAGUAGGGGCGAAGCGCGAGCGCGGGCCGCGCGGGCAGCGCGCGCGUCCCUGGCAAGCCAACGGUUAUAACAACUCGGAAAAUUGCAUAGUGUGCGGGAAAAAUGGCCACAGCAGCGAGGAGUGUCGCUACAAGAAGUUCGUUUGCAGUAAAUGUAAAAAAGUUGGACACCUGCGUAGGGUUUGUCCAAACUCAACCGGGGGCCCAGGCCCGGACCGGAGGCGGGUGAACCAUGUCUCAUGCCAAGACAACGGGUCAGAUGAGGAUUCCCGGUCGGAAGACUAUGAAGAAAUGUUAAACCAACUCAGUUUGAGCAGCUAUAAACCGGCAUAAGGAAUUGUUCAGCGGCGGGCUGGGGCGAUUCACGGGAGGCCAGGCGCGGCUGCGGGUGCGCGAGGGGGCGGCGCCCGUGUUCCACCGCGCGCGCCCUCUGCCCUACGCGCUCAAGGCGCAGGUGGACGCGGAGCUGGACUGCAUGCUGCGCGACGGCAUCAUAGAACCGGUCGAGGUUUCCGACUGGGCUACGCCAUUGGUACCGGUACGUAAAGCGGAUGGUGGCCUACGCAUUUGUGCGGAUUACAAGGUUACGUUGAACCCUGUCCUGCUGGUCGAUAGGUACCCUCUACCUAAAAUUGAAGAUUUGAUGGUUAGUCUCAACGGGGCUCAGUUAUUUUCUAAAAUAGACUUAUCGCAAGCAUAUAAUCAGGUGGAGCUAGAUGAUACAAAAAUGUACACUGUUAUAAAUACACACCGGGGAUUAUUUAAAUAUAAUAGGUUAGUAUUUGGACUUUCAUCUAGUCCGGGGAUAUUUCAACGAAUAAUGUCUACUAUUUUGAGUGAUAUACCGGGGGUAGAGGUGUUCUUAGACGAUGUUAUUAUUGCCACUAAAGGGGACCGUUUGGUACAUCUGGCUACAUUAGAAAAGGUAUUGAGUAGGCUCUCGAGUCAUGGAAUGAAACUUAAGAAAAGUAAAUGUUCAUUUUUAGUCGAUGAAGUAAAAUAUUUAGGAUACAUUAUUUCCAAGGACGGAGUGAAAGUAGAUCAGGAAAAAGUGGCAGCUAUUGUCAAAAUUCCAAGACCCGAAGAUAUUUCCCAGCUGAGAUCAUUCCUAGGACUAGUUAAUUUUUAUGCUAAAUUUGUGAAAAAUAUUAGUACUAUUUUAUUUCCACUAUAUAAUUUACUAAAAAAAAAGCGUAACAUGGAAAUGGUCUAAAGACUGUGAAAUGGCUUUUAUUAAAAUUAAAAAGAUUUUGACAAGUGCAGAGGUUUUAGCUCACUACGACGCCGAUAAACCCUUAACUUUGACUUGUGAUGCGAGCUCGAAGGGCAUCGGAGGGGUUCUUACCCAGAGAGCGCGGGGGGGCGCGGAGCGGCCGGUCGUGUAUGUGUCUCGCGCGCUCACAGAGGCGGAAAAACAUUACUCGCAGAUCGAUCGCGAAGCUUUAGCUAUCGUAUUUUGUUUACAAAAAUUACACCAAUACUUAUAUGGUAGACGUUUUACUCUGCGAACUGAUCAUAAACCGUUAGUCAGCAUUUUUGGGCCUAAACACGGAAUACCGGCAUUGGCCGCAAGUAGAAUGCAGCGAUGGGCGGUUAUUCUAUCGGCAUAUAGUUAUGAUAUAGAAUACAUAAAUACAAAACUAAACGGAGCGGACGGUCUGUCGCGGCUACCUGUGCGCUCUGCUGAUAAGAAUGACUCAUCGUUAGACCCGCCCGAGCAAACUUAUUUACACUUCGCACAGGACGCGUUGUUACUCGAUUCUAACGAUAUUAAAAAGCAGACUUUGCGGGAUCCGUCAUUAAGUAGAAUAUUGUUAUUCAUUAGAGAGGGGUGGCCUACGGAAAAUGAAAUUAAAGCAUUACAACCGUAUUUUAAUAGAAAAACCGAAUUGUAUGAAGAAUUAGGAUGUAUCAUGUGGGGUCAUAGAAUUGUAAUACCCGAGAAAUGUAGGAGUCAGGUGCUUAAUGAACUUCAUGAAUCCCAUAUGGGUAUUUGUAAGACCAAGGCCAUGGCACGCAGCUAUGUGUGGUGGCCUGGCAUCGACGAGGCUGUGGAAGCGUUGUGUCGCAGCUGUGAGGUAUGUGCAGCGGAGGCUGACGCGCCGCCCCGUCAUGCUGUCACGCCGUGGCCAUGGCCGGCGAAGCCUUGGUCGCGAAUUCAUGUAGACUUUUUGGGCCCUUUUCAUGAUAAGAUUUACUUGGUUGUAAUUGAUGCUCGAACCAAAUGGAUUGAAGUUUUUCCGGUGCCAAGCACAGCAGCUCGUUAUACGAUAAGUAAACUAGAGGAUUUGUUUGCUAGGUGGGGAUUACCUAGGCAGCUAGUCAGUGAUAACGGGCCUCCGUUCACAAGUUCUGAUUUUUCAUUUUUUAUGCAGAACAAUGGCAUUGAACACAUAUUUUCAGCUCCCUACCACCCUGCUUCGAAUGGGGCGGCGGAGAAUGCAGUUCGAACAAUUAAAAAAGUCAUAAAGAAAGCCAUUCGUAAAAAAAAAGAUAUCCAAAAAUUUUUAAAUACGUUUUUACUUCACUAUCGAAACACAGAACAUUGUACUACAGGCGAAAGUCCAGCCACGUUAAUGUUAGGAAGACAGUUAAGAAUCAAACUAGAUUUACUCAGGCCGGAUAGAGGUAAAAAAGUUAGGGAUGCGCAGGCUAGGCAAAUAAAAAUUGGAACAGAGGUAAGCAGAGUUUUAGAACCAGGAGAAGAAGUCUGGAUCCGCCAAUACCAGGGGGGAAACAAGUGGAUACCGGGUAAGGUAGCUGAAAGAUUAGGAACAACUGAUUAUAAGAUAUUAGAUACUUCAGGUAGAGGGUCCCACAGACAUAUUGACCAAUUAAGACGGAGAUCUUUGCGUAGCUCGCUUGUAGCCCCACCGCUCGAAAUCGAGGAACCAACCACAGCGGCUCAAGUAGCGGUACCAAUGUGCGAGGAUCAAGUGCAGUCCGGCACCCGCCCAUCUGUAGCUGACAAUCCUUUGGACAGUAAUAUUUCUGUCGAUGUGGACAAGGACUCUGAUACCUUCUGCGAUGCGAGCUCCUCUCCCGCGCCCGCAACCGAUAAGCCCGCCACUCCUCCCCGAUCUAGGCCAAUACGAAAGUGUAGAAUUGAUAACCCACCACGAUAUGUUUUUAAAUAAUGUACUAACUAUUAUUAUUAGUUAUUAGUGUUUUAUUGUUGUUGUUUGGAAGAGAGGAUUGUAAUAUUUGUAUUAUAAGUAGGUAGUUCUGAAUAAUAAUGACAAGUAUAUUUUGUGAAUGUCUCUGUAAUACGAACCAGUUCAAAUAUAGAUUUGGAACACAA